GUCGGGUCUUCCGAUGCAUUGUAACGGUGAGCGAACACAAACUCUUGAACACAAUGCCUCGACAUCUUCUGUAACGGCGCGGUGACUUUCGGAUGUGUCUUCGGUUGAAUAAAGGAUUGUCAGGAUCCCGAAAACAGAGAUGUAGUCUGUAGUCUGGUCUGUCGGCAGACUCUGAGGUCUCACUAUGCUGCUUUAUCUACUGCUGGUCAUCUCACUAAUAAACGUCAAUGGCCAGAUAGACCCAGUUCACUGUCGUUAUCCUCUUGGUAUGGAGGACGGGAGGAUCAAAAACGAUGACAUCACUGCCUCCAGCCAGUGGUAUGAAACCACAGGCCCUCAGUAUGCAAGGUUAAACCAUGAGGAGGGGGACGGCGCCUGGUGUCCUGCUGGUCAACUGCAACCCUCAGAUGUUCAGUAUCUUCAGCUUGACCUUCGUCAGCUCAUCUUCCUCACUGUGGUUGCUACGCAGGGUCGCUACGCACGCAACUCCGGCAACGAGUUUGCACGGAAAUACCGUCUGGAGUACAGUCGCGAUGGACACCGCUGGAUCUCCUGGAGAAACCGCUUUGGCAGUGAGAUUUUAAUGGCCAAUUUAAACACCUACGACUCUGUGGUGAGAGACCUCCAUCCUCCCAUCAUCACUCGGUUCUUACGUUUGAUUCCCGUUACCGAUGCCGUACACACUGUGUGCAUGAGAGUAGAGCUGUUCGGAUGCGCCUGGCAGGAUGGCCUGACGGCAUACAGCUGUCCUGAGGGCCAGACCAUGAUGGCUCCUGGCUAUCCCAUUACACCUCUCAACGACUCCACGUACGAUGGGGUCCUAGAGCGCAGGAAGCUGUCUGCGGGUCUGGGUCAGCUGACAGAUGGUGUGAUUGGUCAGGAUGACUUUGUACAGAGAAGACAGGACCGGUUGUGGCCCGGAUAUGACUAUGUGGGCUGGAGGAACAACAGCUUGGGCCCUGGAUAUGUAGAGAUGGAGUUCCAGUUUGACAGUCAACGAAACUUCACUUCUAUGAAGGUUCACAGUAAUAACAUGUUCUCUCGGGGUGUGAAGAUCUUCGCAUCCGUAUCCUGUGUGUUUAAGUUGCACCUCAUUUCUGAGUGGGAAGCAAUACCGGUUGAGUUUCACACCGUUUUAGACGACCGGAACCCAAGCGCUCGGUAUGUGACCGUCCCGUUAAAGCACAGAUCGGCUACAGCGCUGCGCUGCCGCUUCUACUUUGCCGACACUUGGAUGAUGUUCAGCGAGAUCUCAUUUCAGUCUGCAACUAAUGUGCUUCCUACCCAGAGGCCCCAAGUCUUGACCCCUCCUUCAUAUGAGCUUAAUAGCAAAGUACCACAAACUACAGAAAAAACAGAGGAACGGACGACAGGAAAACCAUCAAAAACAGACUCUCCUGAAGAGAGCAGUACAUCGAUUCUGAUUGGCUGCCUGGUGACUAUUAUUCUUCUACUAGUGGUGAUCAUCUUUCUGAUUCUGUGGUGCCAGUAUGUGUACAAAGUCCUGGAGAAGGCUCCGAGGCGUAUUUUGAAGGAGGAGGUGACAGUACGUUUGUCUUCUAGCAGUGACACUGUAAUUCUGCAGACUCCUCCGGUGCCCCCGCGCAUCUCCCUCGACCCGCCCUACGAGAGGAUCUUCCUGCUGGACCCCCAGUAUCAGGAUCCCACUGCACUCAGGAACAAACUUCCUGAGCUGUCGCAAAGCGCAGAGGCUUCUGCCUGUAGCGGAGGAUACGCUGAACCUGACGUGACCCUGUGUACCCCACACCAGUGUUUUCAGAGCAGCGUCCCACACUACGCUGAAACAGACAUCAUAAGUCUGCAGGGCGUCACCGGCAGCAACAUGUACGCCGUUCCGGCCCUCACCGUUGAUUCCCUGACACGGAAGGACAUCUCUGUGGCCGAGUUCCCUCGAGAGAGACUGCUGUUCAGAGAGAAACUGGGAGAAGGCCAGUUUGGUGAGGUACAUUUAUGUGAGGCCGAGGGUUUGGCUGAGUUUCUGGGAGAGGGUGCACCGUUACCGGAGCAGGACGGCAGGACGGUGCUCGUAGCAGUUAAACAACUCAGAGCGGAUGCCACCAGCAAUGCCAGAAAUGACUUCCUGAAGGAGAUAAAGAUCAUGUCGCGUCUGAAUAACCCAAAUAUCAUCCAGCUGCUGUGCGUGUGUGUGAGCUCCGACCCGCUCUGCAUGGUGACGGAGUACAUGGAGAACGGAGACCUCAACAUGUUCCUGUCCCAGAGAGAGAUAGAGAGCACUCUCACGCAUGCCAACAACAUUCCAUCUGUCAGCAUUGCUGACAUGUUGCACAUGUCGGUGCAGAUCUCUUCUGGGAUGAAGUACUUGGCUUCUCUGAAUUUUGUGCAUCGUGAUCUGGCCACCCGGAACUGCCUCCUGGACCGCCACCUCACCAUAAAGAUCUCUGAUUUUGGCAUGAGCAGAAACUUGUACAGUAGUGAUUACUAUCGUAUACAGGGGCGCGCUGUGCUGCCUAUACGCUGGAUGGCCUGGGAGAGCAUCUUACUGGGAAAGUUCACCACAGCUAGUGACGUGUGGGCAUUUGGAGUAACCCUGUGGGAGAUCUUCACUUUAUGUAAGGAGCAGCCCUACAGCCUGCUGUCUGAUGAACAGGUCAUCGAGAACACCGGCGAAUUCUUCAGAAACCAGGGGAGACAGAUCUUUCUCUCUGCUCCACCACUUUGUCCAUCCUCUCUGUUUGAGCUGAUGAUGCGUUGCUGGAGUCGUGACAUCGCAGACCGGCCAACUUUUCACAGAUUGUAUCAGGCCCUGCGAACUUUUGCAUCCCACUCAUGACCGAAAACUGCUCUUCUGAAAUAACCUGGAGGAAAACUGUUACACAUGUCUUCUGACUGCUCGCCAGUCGCUGAAGUAGAGCAGGAACAUUAUAGCCACAAUGUAGCGCCAUUAGAGUGAUAGAAAUCCAAUGGAGGAGAGAUCUAGAGAUGAUGAGAUUUCACAAAAGGCAUUCAUUCAUUUAUCCACUCACAUAUUCAUCUCCAUUGGGAUUCAAAGAGCUUUUUUUCCAAUCUGUAGACACUUGAGAUUUUUUUAGACUUGUUGUUCUUUCCCUUUUUUCUUUAUCAUACAUGUUAUUUCUGUGUUUUUUCUCUUUUUCCCAGAAGAACAGUGACUCUUGAGCCUACUGUAUAUUUUAGGCAGAAAGAACCAACUGGACAAAUGUUGUGUUUGUCAAAACUGUGGUUGUGUAUCGUUAAGCACUGCUGUCUUUGGUUUUUAUUUCAUUUUUGUCUAUUUUUGUUCCUUAUUUACCCCCACACUGGAGAUACCGUGUCUUAAGAUAUCAUUUGUUGUUUUGCUCUCUAAAUAUGAAUGUUUUUACAGGUUCUUUGGAUAUAGCCAGGUCAGAGACUUGCUCUGCCUGGAUCUAGCAGAACUACUGUUAUAGUUAGAUUAAAAACCCUUUCAGAGGAGGAAGGAGAGGGUUAUAGAGCCAACAAUGGACUGACGUGCAAUUGAAUGCACUGUUUCUUCCCCCAACUUCUAAGAGGCCACUUUAAAGUCAACAUGAAAUCAGAACAGACCAAUGGACCAAAAUAAUUAUUUUGAAUGAUUCAUCCAUGCAGGUUUCCAAUGAAGACAAAUUUUUGUUUUUGUAGUAUUUCAACAAAAUAUAAUAACUUGGUUCUUGGUUAAUGUUAAAAAACAAGAAGCAUUUCCAUUGUGAUAUGUCAAGAUGUUCUUGGGGUGAGUUUUGCCCCUUAGGCUGCACAUCCAGGUGUCCAAUUAUAGAAUUAAAAUGGGUUGUUAAUGCCAUUUCAUCUUGGCUUUAAAGGAAUAGUUCACCCAAAAAUUAAAAUUUUCAGAGCAUGUAGUCACCCUCAGGAAAUCCAAAAUGUAGAUGAGUUUAUUUCUUCAUCAGAACAGAUUUGGUGAAAUGUAGCAUUCCAUCACUUGCUCACCAAUGAAUCAUCUGCAGUGAAUGGGUGCCAUCAGAAUGAGAGUCCAAACAGCUGAUAAAAACACCACAAUAAUCAACAGAAACAAAGAAAGCAAUAUUAUGGCAGGUGACUCAUAUUUUAGCCUGAAGCAGCAGUUUAAGCUGAAAAACACCUUAAUGAUGGAUUUGUUACAAAUACGCAGCUUUUUGCUUCACUUUAGACAUUAAAUGAUGGAUUGUAGUCGUGGCGUAGUAGCUUGGAUUAUUGUGAUGUUUUUAUCAGCUUUUUGGACUCUCAUUCUGACAGCACCCAUUCACUGCAGAGGAUCCAAUGAUGAGAGAGGGAUGUAGUGCUACAUUUAUUUCAAUCUGUUCUUAUACAGAAACAAUAUGCAUCUGCAUCUUGGAUAGUCUGAGAGUGACUACAUUUUCAGAAAAUUUUCAUUUUUGGGUGAACUACUCUUUUAUUAUCCAGAAUAAAAAAAACAGCCAAACAAGCUGAAUUUCAACUCGGUUGCAAAGGAAAACACUAUACUUACUUGUUAUUGGCAUACAGUUCUACAAUUGCAUUGUUGUUGUAUUUAAAUGAACUAAGUCUGGCUGAGGACAUAGAGGACCAGUAAUAUCAAUAUUCUAGAGAUCUAAUUUAUCUUUGGUCUCUGUAGAAGGCACAUGAUUAUGGGGGAAUAUGUAUGUAAGUUUAAAAUUAUUCAAAGCACAUUUUUCUUUCUUUUAUUCCACUUUAAUGUUUUAUAAAUGUCAUUUAAUGUUUUUAGCAAAAGUUUGUGAAAUGAAUGAGUGUUGCACCAAAAAAAAAAACA
Carassius carassius (crucian carp) is the source of this 4738-nucleotide messenger RNA. Its product is annotated as discoidin domain-containing receptor 2-like. The transcript is spliced from 17 exons. The coding region runs from base 185 to 2812 and encodes 875 amino acids. Gene Ontology annotation, biological process: protein phosphorylation; positive regulation of kinase activity; multicellular organism development. Gene Ontology annotation, molecular function: ATP binding; protein tyrosine kinase collagen receptor activity; collagen binding. NCBI's taxonomy places the organism in Eukaryota, Metazoa, Chordata, Actinopteri, Cypriniformes, Cyprinidae. Gene Ontology annotation, cellular component: membrane; signaling receptor complex. The record is from RefSeq and is a predicted model, not a curated record.